AGUCCGAGCUUGUAAAAUUUGUGCAAUAAUUUUGUUCGUGUCCUCGUAGAUAACUAAAAAAAUGUUAGAAUUCCUGAAAAUAAACGACAAGCACUACAUUGUCCAGAUUCGGAAGGUGGACGAUCAGCCGGUGGAUAAAAGGGGCGAUUGCUGCACUACAGUGCAGUGUAACUUGUUCGAUUUGGCUCGGCUUUGGUGCGAAACGAUAUCCGUUGAGGACCUGAUCGAACGGGAAAAGAAAUCCGAUGCCAUCAUCCAAUAUACACCGGAAAUCGUAAACGAGACCAUCCUGGCCCGUAAGGCAGACGAUUUCAGCAUAAGCCAAGGAUGCGAAGAUUCCAUCUGCGGAGAUCUCUUUCUCCGACUGAAGUACUACGUGCAAAGCUAUCCCGUCACGUUCACCCUGCGGUUAAAAGUCGCUUCCACCGAAGAGCUUGCAGAAAAUGUUCUACUUCCAACGUGGCGAACGCUGCUGCUACUGUAUGAGGAAAAUUGCUCCCUCAAGGACAUUAUCAUCAAGAAGGAUAUCGAAAUCGAACAGUACAAGGUCGAAGGAGCUGUCCUCAAAAGAAGUCUGGUAGCGACGAACAAAUUCGAUGAAUGCAAGUUUGCCGAAAACUUCCCGCUGUCUGCUGCCGAAGAGGGCUUGAGAAUACGAGAGCUGAUCAAAAGCAAGGACCGACGGGGGAAUCUUAUGAAACAAUUGAAAAUCAAGUCCAAGGAUCCAUCAACCGAAUCGGGAAGCCCCAUCAAGAAUGCGACAGUUGGUAAGGCCGUGCUGACACCGACCAGGAAGAGUCCCGGCGGUCGAGCCAAGGGACUGGAUGCGAUCUACGCGAAGCAGAGGAUACCGAAGCCCAUUUCAGUGUCUUCUCUAUCGCUGAAGCGUCUUCAAGUGGAUCAAGGCGAUGAAGAAGAUAAGGAAGGAAUUCUGGACGAAAGCCAAACCAGCAUCAACAAAAGCGAUUUGAGCAACACAUCAGGGAUGGUGAAAGUCAGAAAAAUUACUAAGUUAUAGGAAAGUUGCGUGUGUUUUUUAAAGUGUGUUUUAAUCAGUCAUUUUUUACGAAAUAAAUUAUAGUAUAUUUUAUUCAUAU
Molecule: messenger RNA, 1097 nt
Organism: Ochlerotatus camptorhynchus
Lineage: Eukaryota; Metazoa; Arthropoda; Insecta; Diptera; Culicidae
Product: non-homologous end-joining factor 1-like
Exons: 5
Coding region: 62-1018 (318 amino acids)
Biological process (GO): double-strand break repair via nonhomologous end joining
Cellular component (GO): nucleus; DNA ligase IV complex
Molecular function (GO): DNA end binding
Source: RefSeq, a predicted model, not a curated record